Molecule: messenger RNA, 4169 nt
Organism: Scomber japonicus (chub mackerel)
Lineage: Eukaryota; Metazoa; Chordata; Actinopteri; Scombriformes; Scombridae
Gene: taf2
Product: TAF2 RNA polymerase II, TATA box binding protein (TBP)-associated factor
Exons: 26
Coding region: 329-3496 (1055 amino acids)
Biological process (GO): transcription initiation at RNA polymerase II promoter
Cellular component (GO): transcription factor TFIID complex
Molecular function (GO): transcription cis-regulatory region binding; RNA polymerase II general transcription initiation factor activity; chromatin binding
Source: RefSeq, a predicted model, not a curated record
GUUUGCAUCAACAACAUCAACUUCCAGAGGAAAUCUGUCAUUGGUCCGAGUCAAUGACCUGGAAGCCCCAUUCAUUUACAAUGACCCUACACUGGAGGUGUGCCACCAUGAGUCCAAGCAGAGGAAUCUGAACUACUUCUCCAGUGCCUACACAGCAGCAGUGAGUGCUGUGGACCCUGAUGCAGGACACGGGGAGCUCGUCAUCAAAGUUCCCUCUGAACUCUGGAAACAAGGAGAUGAUUUGAAAGUUUUAAAGGUGUACAUAGAAUUUUCUCUGGACCAGCGAAAAGGGGCUCUCCACUUUGUUGUACCAGAUAUAGAGGGCAGUAUGGCAGAGAGAGGAGCUCACGUGUUCUCCUUUGGGUACCAGAACUCCACCAGAUUCUGGUUCCCCUGUGUGGACUCCUACUCAGAGUUGUGCACGUGGAAGCUGGAGUUCACCGUGGACGCUUCCAUGGUGGCGGUGUCUUGCGGCGAUCUGGUCGAGACCAUUUACACACACGACAUGAGGAAGAAGACAUACCACUAUGUUCUCCCCAUCCCCACCGCGGCCCCCAACAUCUCCCUGGCUGUGGGGCCCUUCGAAAUCCUCGUAGACCCCUACAUGCAUGAGGUGACCCAUUUCUGCCUGCCACAGCUGCUGCCUCUGCUCAAACACUCCAUGUCUUAUCUUCAUGAGAUUUUUGAGUUCUACGAGGAGAUCCUCACAUGCCGCUACCCUUAUGCUUGCUUCAAGACCGUGUUUGUGGACGAGGCCUACGUACAAGUGGCCUCCUACGCUUCCAUGAGCAUCUUCAGCACCAACCUGCUCCACAGUGCUAUGAUCAUAGACCAGACCCCACAGACACGCAGCUGUCUGGCCCAGGCCUUGGCUCAGCAGUUCUUUGGUUGUUUCAUCUCCAGGAUGUCAUGGGCCGAUGAGUGGGUGUUGAAGGGAAUCUCAGGCUACAUCUACGGCCUCUACCUGAAAAAAACCUUCGGAGUCAAUGCGUACCGGCACUGGAUCAAAGAGGAGCUAGACAAGAUUGUGGAUUAUGAACUAAAGAUGGGAGGAGUUCUGCUACACCCAACCUUCAGUGGAGGCAAAGAGAAGGACAAUCCAACUCCCCACCUUCACUUUUCCAUCAAGCACCCUCACACAUUGUCCUGGGAGUACUACAAGAUGUUCCAGUGUAAAGCCCACCUGGUGAUGAGGCUGAUAGAAAACAGGAUCAGCAUGGAGUUCAUGUUGCAGGUGUUCAACAAGCUCCUGAGUCUGGCCAGCACAGCCUCAUCUCAGAAGUACCAGAGUCACAUGUGGAGUCAGAUGCUUCUGUCUACUCACGCUUUCCUCAAAUCCAUCUCCAACGUCUCCGGCAAAGACAUCGGCCCUCUCAUCAAACAAUGGGUAGACCAGAGUUCUGUAGUGAAAUUCUUCGGGAGUUUUGCCUUCAACAGGAAGAGGAACGUGCUCGAGCUGGAGAUCCGUCAGGACUACACAUCAUCUGGAACUCAAAAAUAUGUGGGUCCCAUCAAGGUGACGGUGCAGGAGCUGGACGGGUCCUUCAACCACACGCUGCAGAUAGAGGAGAACAGCCUCAAACAUGACAUCCCCUGUCACUCAAAGAGCAGGAGAAACAAGAAAAAGAAGAUCCCUCUGAUGAACGGAGAGGAAGUUGACAUGGAUUUAUCAGCCAUGGAUGCUGAUUCUCCUCUCCUCUGGAUCCGAAUUGACCCAGACAUGUCCAUCCUGAGGAAGGUGGAGUUUGAGCAGGCUGAUUUCAUGUGGCAGUACCAGCUGCGCUAUGAGAGGGACGUGGUUGCACAGGAGGAGGCAAUAUCAGCAUUGGAGAAGUUCCCCACUCCUGCCUCCAGACUGGCUCUGACUGACAUCCUAGAGCAAGAACAGUGUUUCUACAGAGUCCGAAUGCAAGCCUGCUUCUGUUUGGCCAAGAUCGCCAACUCCAUGGUGAGCACGUGGCAGGGCCCGCCAGCCAUGAAAUCCCUGUUCACCAGAAUGUUCUGCUGCAAGAGCUGCCCUAACAUCGUCAAGACCAACAACUUCAUCAACUUCCAGAGCUACUUCCUGCAAAAGACAAUGCCGGUUGCCAUGGCGUUACUCCGAGACGUGCAGAACCUCUGUCCCAGAGAUGUCCUCAACUUCAUCCUCGACCUCAUCAAGUACAACGACAACAGAAAAAACAAAUUUUCAGAUAACUACUACCGUGCAGAUCUGAUCGAAGCACUGACCAACUCUCUGACUCCGGCCAUCAGCAUCAGCAAUGAAGUGCGGACGGUCGACAACUUGAACGGCGACGUGCGACUCAUCUUAGAGGAGAUCACCCGAUUCCUAAACAUGGAGAAACUGCUGCCCAGCUUCAGAAACACCAUCACUGUCAGCUGUCUGAAAGCCAUUCGUCAGCUUCAGAAGAACGGUCACAUUCCCAGCGACCCGUCACUCUUCAAGUCCUACGCAGAGUACGGACACUUUGUUGAUGUUCGUGUCGCUGCGCUGAAGGCUCUGGUGGACUACACUAGAGUUGAAAGGAGUUCAGGAGAGCUGCAGUGGCUGCUAGACAUGGUUCACAAUGACCCAGUUCAUUACGUCAGGCACAAGAUCCUGGGUAUGCUCUGUAAGAAUCCUCCUUUCACCAAGAAUACAGAAUCAGCUCUGUGCAACGAAGCUCUGGUCGACCAGCUCUGGAAGCUCAUGAACUCAGGUACCUCCCACGACUGGCGGCUACGCUGCGACGCUGUGAACCUCUACCACACAUUGUUUGGUCUGACCCGUCCUUCCUGCCUGCCCCUGCCUGAACUGGGCCUGGUGCUGAACCUGAAGGAGAAGAAAGCUGUCCUGAACCCCACAAUCAAGCCCGAGCUGGGGGUCCCUGCCAUCAUGGACACACCAGCCAGCAUAGGCAUCCAUGGUGUCGGAAUGAGCUACACUACUGUGGAUGAAGAGCCAGAUCCUAUUUCAUUAGGUGUGUGCGGAGUGGGCCAGCCCCCUCAAGGCCUCAAGAGAAAGGCCGACACCCCACUGGGCUCCCCUCCAGAGCCGGGCCAGAUACUGCAGCAACAGGAUGACGACGGAAGUAGAGGCCGCUACAAGAUCAGGUUCAACACAAUGGAAGAGGAAGAUAUUGAUAUGGAGACAGUUCAUGAUAGUCAGGCCUUCAUUCACCAUCAUCUCAACCUGCUGGAGAGACCCUCUACACCAGGUAAAGAGCCUCCGUCAGUAGAACAGGCCAUACUCUCCAUGCCCGCCACGCCCGUUCCGUCCUUCUCCAAAGAGACCACCUCCUCCUCGUCCAAGCACGGGGGCGAGCACGGCCACCACCAUCACCACCACCACCACGAGCACAAGAAGAAGAAGAAGAAGCACAAGCACAAACACAAGCACAAGCACAAACACGAGAGCAAGGACAAAGAGAAGGACAGAGAGAGGGAUAACUCACACGCUUACAGCAACAGCCCGGCCAGCGGCAGGUCACUGCGCUCGCCAUCGCUGUCCGACUAAACAUCUGGAGAGGGACGUUUGCUUUCCCAGCUGCUGCGGGUUCAGUCAGGGUUAACUGAAGUAGCAGGCUUGCAUCUCUGUGAGUACUGAGGCAGAAAUAGAAAGGAAAAUAUGUUUAGUUUGAAUGUUCUAACUAGACAGAAAGUUAAAGAAAAGGAUGCUGUGUGAGUGUUGUAAUCCUCAGAUAAACAGCAGCACUGAGUCAUCUGCUCCAGAGAGGAAACACGGAAUCCCGAACUGAGGCUUCAGUGUCAUCGAGGCGAACCCCUCCAGAAGAGUCCUUGUGUUCAACAGGCCCGGCAGCAGCUCCAGGACCUUUUUUAGUACUGCUUCCAGGCCGUCUGAGGCAUGCAACCACACACACCUCUCUCCAAAAACAGUCAAACACAGCCUCAGCCUCAUCCCCACAGCUCAAUACCAACAUUCAGUUGAGUGGCUCCUGACAGGAAACAUGAGUGAUUGUGGUGUGGGUUUAAACCAUUCUGUCUGGAUGAAGCCUCUGGUGUCUCUAACAUUCUGUAAAAUGACCUUCCUCUGUUUGCUCACACGUGGAAAUGAAACAGAGGAAUUUCCCCAUACUGUACAAACUCCGACUCAAGUAAUACUAGGAUGUGUUUUUUUUCUACUUUUUGUUUCUCCAACUGUCAUCAUUGAUUAAAGAUGCUUUUCUAUU